Molecule: messenger RNA, 1357 nt
Organism: Dicrocoelium dendriticum
Lineage: Eukaryota; Metazoa; Platyhelminthes; Trematoda; Plagiorchiida; Dicrocoeliidae
Source: the annotation of a GenBank genome assembly
UAAAUAAAGUCGCAGCCACUUGCCCAUUCUCUUGCUCGUACUCACUCCACGAACGCUAGUCUUCCAGUACGAAAAUCUCCUUUCACCCUUUCUCAAGCAGAUGACUGACCGAACACAUUGGCAGCUACGACGUCCCGUUUACAAGUCGAAGCAAACAGUUACAAACAUUCCUACCGACAUACAUAAAUAUAUCCACCACAUGGAUCUAGUAUGAUACUGCUAACCCUGCAACAUUACUGUACCUUUACCGAUCAUUCGUGUUGACAUUACUAUAAUCAUACCUAUUUAGGCAUGCCUCGCGUUGUUUAGAAUAUACUGCUUAUUUACUUAUUUAAAGUUUCCAUCCCCUUGUUUAUCUACUACCACUUUAUCCCAUCUUUUCAGCUUCUUUGUUUAUCGACUCCUUCGUGUCGUAUGAUCCCGAAGCUACACCAAUGACUACGUUCUCGCCGGAUCAAUUGGAGCGAUUGAAUCCGGUUGUCCAACACGAGAUCGAACACCUUCAUCAGUUGCACAUCUGUGUGCAGUCCAACACAAAUCCGCCCUGCAUUGAUGAUAUGGAAACCUAUUCCACCUGUAUGGAUGCGGGUGAAUGGAACGCUAGCUGCCACCUGAAGCUUACCCUGGAGAAGGAAAAUGCUGAAUGCCUUCCCUGUUGCCUACCGCCGCUCAUGGUUCGCUUGGCACCGGACUACGUGACGUCGGGCCAUCUAAACUGGUACUAUUCGCCGAAAUCAGCUUUCCAACCGACAGCAGUGACCCCGCGCAGUGGCUCCGCUUUUACCGCCAGGGAGUGUCGAGAGUUCCUAGACCUUUGCUACUCCGAGUUGGAUCGAUCAUUGCAGCAGCAUCUUCGCAGAAUCACCCACUAUCGACUCAAUCUGAGGCUUGUUGCCAAGUCAUGGCUGGACGCGAUUUGCACAGCCAUGUCUCAGUUCGUGAAGCUCGAUUUGAACGCCCUACUGGCCGCUUGACUUACAAUUGCAGUUGGUAUUUGUCCCUUUCCCAUUUACGCUGCGUCUCUGUACCCUGUUUUUUCGCUCCUGCUUUCUCUUUUUCUACAUGCAUCGAUACAAACCGUCAUCUGUUUUGUCCACCGUGGCCUUUCCACUUCUUCUCUUGAUUGGUUUGGCAACGAUUCUUCCCUCGUUUCUGCCAACACAGUUCCCGCGAGCCUCUCCCUCUCAUUUCUGUUUGACCUCGAACCCCGCAUCCAAAAAGCGGUUAGUAUUAGUGUCUACUUGGCUAACUUUGCUACCACAACACAGCAAGCUGCAUUAGCACCUGUGAGGUUACUAUUGUCGCAAAACUCGGUCCUUCAUGGACAAACGGUUUAUUCAGCAAAGCGAGCUCAUCA